AUGCAGGUCUUUCGAGUUUUGCAUCUACUUAUCUUGAUCUCCUUAACAAGAACAACAACAUUAACAAAAGCCAAGAGCAUCAGCAAAAAAGGAUGCAAUGAUACGUGCGGAGGGAUCUUGAUUCCAUUCCCUUUUGGGAUUGGAAGAAAUUGUUUUCUGAACAAAUGGUACAACGUUGACUGUAACUCCUCGAUACCAUAUCUACCUUCACUCAACAACGUGGAGGUCUUGCAUGCAAGCUCCACCGGAGAUGUCAUUGUUAACGUAUCCAUGACUUUUGAUUGCGAGAAUUCAAUGCAGAAUAGCACUCUUGUCCUAAGUGACGAGAGUCCCUUUGCUAUUUCGGUAUACGACAACAGCUUCUUCGUUAAGGGAUGUGGCAAUAUUUAUGCUAACGUGACAAAGAGUGGGAGUAUUGUCGCUGGUUGUUCAACGAUUUGUCGCAAAAAAACUGUUAGUGACAGAAACAACUGCUUUGGAGUUGGUUGUUGCCAAAGUACGUUUUCUUAUUAUCUCGAAUCGUUUAACUUGAAUCGAACUGGGUUGAAAAGGCCGGUUGGAGAUGGAAGCUGUGGGACUGCCUUCUUCAUGAACAGUGCAUACUUCGAAAAAGGCUUUCCUCGACAAUCUAUUGAUGGGGACAACAUUUAUGUUCCGAUAACACUUUCUUUGAUUUAUUCAGCAUCCGGAGAUGUAAGUUCGCCAGAAUGCAAAUGGUGUGAAAUGAAGGGAGGGUAUUGUUCCAUAAAUGUUGACGCAGCCUCGGGUACGAGUUGUUAUAUUUACGGAAGGAGCAAAAAAAUAGGUGUCAUUCUUGGUAAGCUGUUCUCUUAA
This is a messenger RNA of Lactuca saligna, 834 nucleotides long. Lineage: Eukaryota; Viridiplantae; Streptophyta; Magnoliopsida; Asterales; Asteraceae. The record is from the annotation of a GenBank genome assembly.